Molecule: messenger RNA, 3294 nt
Organism: Chelonia mydas (Green sea turtle)
Lineage: Eukaryota; Metazoa; Chordata; Testudines; Cheloniidae
Exons: 14
Coding region: 72-3077 (1001 amino acids)
Molecular function (GO): zinc ion binding; protein binding
Source: RefSeq, a predicted model, not a curated record
CUAAGGGGAACGCCCCAUAGGCUGAGCAGAGGCUGAACACAGGGAAAUGAAACUAACCCUGUCACGCUGCCAUGGCCGCAGACAGCCCUGUACUAAGUCUCCAGGAUGAACUCUCUUGUUCCAUCUGCCUGGAGUAUUUCAAAGAGCCGGUGUCUAUCCACUGCGGGCACAACUACUGCAGGGCCUGCAUCAGCCAGUUCUGGGGGGAGACGGAUACAAACUUCUCCUGCCCCCAGUGCAGAGAAACCGCCCAGCAGAAGCUUUUCAGGCCCAACAGGGAGCUGGGGAAAGUUGUAGAAAUAGCCAGGCAGCUGAGUUUCCAGGUCACAGUGACCGCCGGAGGGGAGCAAGGGUGUGAGACACACCGGGAGGCCCUGAAACUAUUUUGUGAAACGGAUCACCAACUAAUCUGUGUGAUCUGCAGAGAGUCGCAGGUUCACAGAGCUCACACGGUGUUCCCAGUGGAGGAGGCGGCCCAGGAGUACAAGAAACAAAUCCAGACCCGGCUGCAGACUCUGAAGGAAGAGAGAGAAAAGCUCCUGGGGUUGAAAAUGUCAGCAGAAGGGAGAAGCCGGGAGUAUCUGGAGGAGACAGACGCCCAGAGGCAGAAGAUCAUGUCCGAAUUUGAGCGGCUGCGCCAGUUCCUGGAGGAACAAGAGCGACUCCUGCUGGCCCGGCUGACAGAGCUAGAGAAGGGGAUGACAAAGAUGAGGGAUGAAAAUGUCACCAAACUCUGCGAGGAGAUUUCCCAUCUCAACGAGCUGAUCCGUGAGAUGGAGGGGAAGUGUCGGCAGCCAGCAAGUGAAUUCCUACAGGACGUCAGAAGCACCCUGAGCAGCCUGUCUCCUAGGUGCGAGAAGGGGCAAUUCCAGCAGCCAGUGGAGAUUUCUCCUGAGCUGGAGAAGAGACUCAGCGAUUUCUCUCCGAAAAUCCUUGUUCUAAAGGAGACGCUGAAGAAAUUGAAAGACACCCUGCCCUCCGAACUGGAGAGAAAAUGGGCGAGUGUGACUCUGGAUCCAGACACGGCUCAUCCCGAACUCGUCCUGUCUGAGGAUCGGAAAGGCGUGAGGAGGGGACACAAGCGGCAGCUUCUUCCCGACAAUCCGGAGAGAUUUGACGCUGAGCUCUGCGUGCUGGGCUGUGAGGGGUUCACCUCGGGGCGACAUUUUUGGGAGGUGGAGGUGGGGGAUGGAGGAGGCUGGGCCGUGGGAGUGGCCAGAGAGUCUGUGAGGAGGAAGGGAGAGUUUAUCUUUCGACCUGAGAAAGGGAUCUGGGCUGUGGGACUGUGGAAGGGUCGGUACUUGGUUAUCACCUCUCCUGCGACCCCUCUGUCUCUGAGCUGGGUGCCCAGGAAGAUCCGGGUGUCUCUGGACUAUACACAGGGGCAGGUGGCAUUUUUUGAUGCGGAUAGUGAAGCCCCGAUCUUCACUUUCCCACCGGCCUCAUUCAUGGGGGAGCGAGUCCACCCCUGGCUCUGGGUGGAGAUGGGAUGCCAGCUCAGGCUGUGCCCCUCCGGCAGCAGCAGAGGAGCUCGGGGUCGGGCGCUGGGUUUGGAGAAGGAUUUACAUUCCCUGCUGGGCAAAGGCCGUUCCCCGCCAGUAGAGGAGAAGUUUGUUUCAAUUGGGAAAGUCCAUGGGCCACUGAAGGGAGCCAUGGCUGCAGAGAGCCCUGUACAGAGUCUCCAGGAUGAAGCUUCUUGUUCCAUCUGUCUGGAGUAUUUCAAAGACCCGGUGUCUAUCCACUGCGGGCACAACUUCUGCAGGGCCUGCAUCACCGACUACUGGGAGGAGUCGGAUACCAACUUCUCCUGCCCUCAGUGCAGAGAAACGGCGCAGCAGAGAAACUUCAGACCCAACAGGGAGCUGGCGAAAAUUAUCGAAAUAGCCAAGCGGCUGAGUUUACAGGCAGCCAAAGGCUCAGGAGGCGAGCGAGUGUGUGAGAAACACCAGGAGACCCUGAAACUGUUCUGCGAGGAGGAUCAAGCCCCCAUCUGUGUGAUCUGCCGAGAGUCCCAGGCUCACAGAUCUCACACUGUGGUUCCCAUAGAGGAGGCUGCCCAGGAGUACAAGGAAAAACUCCAGAUCCAAUUACAGACUCUGAAGGAAGAGAGAGAAAAGCUGAUGGGAUUGAAACUGACCAAAGAGGCAAGAAUCUGGGAGCAUCUGGAGCAGGUAGAAACUGAGAGGCUGAAGAUUCUGUCUGAAUUUGAGCAGCUGCGGCAGUUCCUGGAGGAACAAGAGCGAUUCCUUCUGGCCCGGCUGGAAGAGCUGGACAAGGAGAUUGAGAAGAGAAGGGAUGAGAACAUUGCCAAAUUCUUGGAGGAGCUUUCCUGUCUAAAUGACAUGAUCAGUGAGCUAGAGGGGAAGUGCCAGCAGCCAGCGAGUGAAUUCUUGCAGGAUGUCCGAAGCACCUUGAGCAGGUGUGAGCUGGGGAAGGUCCCGCAACCGGAAGAGGUUUCUCCUGAGCCGGAGAAAACCCCCAGCAGCAUCUCUCAUAAAACUAUUGCCCUAAAGGAGACUCUGAGGAAAUUCCAAGCGGAUGUGACUCUGGAUCCAGACACGGCUCACCCCCGCCUUGUCCUGUCUGAGGAUGGGAAAAGCGUGAGAUGGGAAGACACGCGCCAGCACAUGCCCGACAAUCCCAAGAGAUUUGAUUCUUCUCGCUGUGUGCUGGGCCUGGAGGGCUUCUCCUCGGGGAGGCAUUACUGGGAGGUGGAGGUGGAGGACGGGGGAGCCUGGGCUGUAGGGGUGGCCAGAGAGUCUGUGAGGAGGAAGGGACGGGUCAAUGUUAACCCGGAGGAGGGCAUCUGGGCCGUGGGUCAGUGUGGGACUCAGUACCUGGCUCUCACCUCCCCCAAGAUCCCCCUCUCCCUUGCUGAACGGCCCAGGACAAUCGGGAUUUAUCUGGACUGUGAAGAGGGGCGGGUGGCAUUUUUUGAUGCCGAUAACGAGGCCCCGAUCUUCACUUUCCCACCGGCCUCUGUCCCUGGAGAAAAAAUCCUCCCUUUACUGUGUUUGGGGAGAGGAUCCCAGUUCAGAUUGUGUCCCUGCAUCACAGGGUAUAAUAUAGAGCCUUAGAAAUACACAUGGUUAGCCUCACACGGCACAGUUUGUCCUGGAGGCCAAAGUGUAUUUGUGCAUGUCAAACCCAAGAGAAGGGAGAAAAGGCAUCGAACUGUCUGUUUGUCCCAACACUGAUGCUGCAGGAUUACAGCAGUUUGCAGGGACAUAGACUGGGGUGGGGUAACCAGAGCCAGAAACGGGGCAUUGGAGAAGGGUAACUGGGGUAGAGGGG